This is a messenger RNA of Nymphaea colorata (pocket water lily), 2492 nucleotides long. RefSeq lists its product as uncharacterized. NCBI's taxonomy places the organism in Eukaryota, Viridiplantae, Streptophyta, Magnoliopsida, Nymphaeales, Nymphaeaceae. Gene Ontology annotation, biological process: chromatin remodeling. The record is from RefSeq and is a predicted model, not a curated record. The transcript is spliced from 8 exons. Gene Ontology annotation, cellular component: Ino80 complex. The coding region runs from base 427 to 2286 and encodes 619 amino acids.
GAGAGAGAGAGAAUGUACUUCCUCGCCACCCGGUUUCCCCUCCUCAGCAGACCAGAUAGAAAGAGAGAGAGAAAGAGAGAGGUUUCUAUCCUAGAAAUCCCCAACAUGCCCUCUAUUCCCAGAAACUUCUCUCUCCCUCUCUCUCUCUACGGAACAAAAUGGCAUCUCCCUCUCCUCUUCCCCACCUUUCCCUUUCCCCUUCUUCCUGCGGCGCUAGGGUUCCGGGCUACCACCCUUCGCGGAAGUAGCGUAGCUUCCUCUGUUUUGCUUUUCUCGUCGGGUUCGAUUGUAGGCGAUCGUUUCUGGUGGUUCAGCUGCCACUUCUGCCCUCUCUGUGGGUACCACACGCUGUAAUUCUAGUAUGUUAUUAUAUCAUUUUGUUUUGAUCUGAGACAUUCCAGUAUCUGGAGGUGCUGAAUUGCCCUCAUGGAGGGAGCUGGUGGUUUGACAUUUGAUGGUGCAACUGCUGUAAGAAAACGCAGGAGCUUCUCAUCAAGGAGGCCUAGGUCUGAUUCACAGUUCUUCCAUGAUGGCCAUGAAUUUCCUUCAUUCUCUCCCACUUUCGGAUCUGACCCUAAAGCAGCGAGUGAUGACAAUUCGGGGGAUGAACCAGGUUAUAAGCAGAAAGAGUUAAAAUCCAUUAAUGGACUAGAAAGUGAGGGUACACCAUGGACAUCAAGUUCUGAAGAUUCAAAAAGUAGGCAAAAUAGUGAAACAAUUGAAGACUUUGAUGACAUUCCCAUGAAGGCUUCAGAGAAAUAUUAUGGCAGUAGUGGUGCACGAAAUAGUUCUGAGUUCAAACGAAGUAGCGAGGGGGUUCUUGCACCAGCCAAUUGGAAAAGUUCAAGUAAUCAGAGACAAAACCAGCUUCAUUCAACUGACAUGGGGUUUAAGCGAGUUAAGUCUGCUUCUGGAGAAUCAGAGAAGGGGGUUAGCGGUGGUAGGAAUGUGGACAGCAGAAGUCAUUCAGGAUCAGUAGGCACUUCAAAUGGCAUGAGAAGUGAGAAUGAUGUUGCUGUUGACAAUGGAAAGGGCUAUUCUUCUCAAGAAAAAAUGCUUAGAAAGGUGAAGCUCAAGGUUGGAGGAGUGACCCACACAAUUCAUACCAAAGCAACACAUGGCUCUAGUGGGAACCGCCGCAGCUCCCCACUUGGUUCUUCUACGAAGCCUCCACGUUCUUCAGAUGCAUCUAGACAGCGACACAAGCUAAUUGCACAGGAUGACUUGAAUGAUGAAGGUCAAUCACCUCCAGAUAGUGGAAAUGGCUCGCAAGGGAUUCCAUGGAAGGAUUUCAAAGAACCAGUUCGAAAGAGCAAACGGGUUCCAAAGAGGCGUGUCUUAGAUGGUGACUUUGAUGGUGAUGAUGAUGAUGAGAUUCGGUAUCUUGAAAGGCUGAAAACCUCAAAAACAAAUGCAGAUUAUGGUUCAGAGUAUGAUGAAGCUUAUCAAGAAGAAAGUCAUAAAAAAAGAACCUCAAGGGGUUCCAGAAAGCGUGCAGUUGACGAGUUUGAUGAAGAUGUUUAUGGAGGUAAAGCUUCAUCACGCAAGGAAAACAGUAAGAAAGCAAGAACAAGAGAUGCAGAUGACCUUUAUUGUGUUGAUGAAGAAGAGAGCAGUUUUGCAAAUGAAGAUGAUGAAUCCAUGGUUUUUAAUUCUGGGUCUAGAAGAAAGAAACCAAAGACUGGGCUUCCUCAUGGUCGGACUGAUGACAAGGAGAUUCCUCUCACAACUCGUCAGAGAGCACUUCAAUCGGGGAAAGAUGCAUCAUCUGGAGUUAGUUUAAUUGAGUUUCCUGAUGGGUUACCACCAGCUGCUCCAAGAAAACAAAAGGAAAAACUUUCUGAAGUGGAGCAGCAGUUAAAGAAGGCGGAGGCCGCUCAGAGACGCAGGAUGCAAGUAGAAAAAGCGGCAAGGGAAUCGGAGGCACAGGCAAUCAGGAAAAUACUUGGUCAGGAUGCAAAUGGGAAGAAACGGGAGGACAAGUUGAGGAAACGGAAAGAGGAAAUGGCUCAGGAGAAGGCUGCAAGAGCUAUGUCUCUUGCAUCAAACACUGUCAGGUGGGUGAUGGGACCAUCUGGAACUGUUGUUUCUUUCCCAAAAGAUGCUGAUCUCCCCAGUAUUUUUAACUCUCAACCCUGCAGCUAUCCCCCACCUCGGGAGAAAUGUGCAGGCCCUUCAUGCACAAACGCAUACAAGUACAGGGAUUCCAAAUCCAAACUUCCUCUUUGUAGUCUUCAGUGUUAUAAAGCAGUAAACAAGACGAUGGAGCCAGUUACAUCAUGUUGACCUCUUUCACACGGAUACAAAUAUUUGAUUGAUUCGACAGCAUACUCAUGUAACUAAAAUGUCAGGGUCGGAUUGUUCUCUUGACAUGUAAGGUACCUUACCCAAGUGUAUGCAAAUGGUAGGUCUGGUUAUUUUCUUGAUAUGUAAGGAAGGUACCUUAUAUACGUGCACUCAAAUAUACACAAAAUAAAUUUUCACUAAAAGCA